GGGCGAGCCACAGCAAGGAACUCCACUAUUAUCUUAACCUCAUAACUAAACAUGUCUGCUCCAAACCCAAAGGCCUUCCCGCUCGCCGACUCCGGCUUGUCCCAGCAAAUCUUGGACGUUGUUCAACAGUCCCACAACAUCAAGCAAUUGAAGAAGGGUGCUAACGAAGCCACCAAGACCUUGAACAGAGGUAUCUCUGAGUUCAUCAUCAUGGCCGCUGACACCGAACCAAUUGAGAUUUUGUUGCACUUGCCAUUGUUGUGUGAAGACAAGAACGUUCCAUACGUCUUUGUCCCAUCUAAGGCUGCCUUGGGUAGAGCUUGUGGUGUCUCCAGACCAGUUAUUGCUGCCUCUGUCACUUCUAACGACAACUCCCCAAUCAAGAACCAAAUCUACGCCAUCAAGGACAAGAUUGAGACUUUGUUGAUUUAAGUUGAAUCGAGAUAUCUUUUCGCAUUAAAAAUUACUUAGUUGACGGUUUCGGUUUAGCAUUUGGUUGCUGGCUGAUCUGCCUGUAUAUUAUUAUGUAAUUUUAAAAUAAUCAUGUUUUCCUACCAGC
This is a messenger RNA of Babjeviella inositovora NRRL Y-12698, 559 nucleotides long. Its product is annotated as RNA binding protein. Gene Ontology annotation, cellular component: small-subunit processome; U4/U6 x U5 tri-snRNP complex; precatalytic spliceosome. The transcript has a single exon. Gene Ontology annotation, biological process: ribosome biogenesis; maturation of SSU-rRNA; mRNA splicing, via spliceosome. Lineage: Eukaryota; Fungi; Ascomycota; Pichiomycetes; Serinales. Bases 52 to 432 code for a protein of 126 amino acids. The record is from RefSeq and is a predicted model, not a curated record. Gene Ontology annotation, molecular function: RNA binding.